AAGUAAUCAUUAUCUGCAAAGAAUCGUUUGUAUAAAAACUGCCCCACCGAUUCACCAAGCACACUCAAUACAAUUAACUAGUAAAAUGAAGUUCCUAGUUUUGCUCGGCGUUGUUUGCGUGGCUGCAGUUAACGCUGCUCCCACUAGUGACCAGGGCUGGAUUGUAAUCCCAGGGGUGGACGGCAAGCGUAAUCUGGCCUUAUUGGACGUGCCUGACUUCAAAGCGGAUCUCACAGACCCAUACACUCAAAUCACCUUCCAUCUGUACACAAGGAGCAACCGCAACACCCCCGUGCAAAUCUUUGUGAACAGCUUGAAUGGCGCACCCUUCGACGCUGCAAAAGCCAACAAGUUUGUCGUCCACGGCUUCACUGACACCACUUUUGAAGGAUGGGCUCUUUCAAUCAAAAACAAGUUUUUGGAUCAAGAAGACUGCAACGUGAUCCUUGUCGACUGGUCUGAGCCUGCUCAGGGGCCACUCUACAACGAGGCAAAAGCUAACGCUAAACCCGUUGGCGAGUACGUCGCACAGUUGCACGACUUUUUGGCGAGCAACGGGCACAAUGUCGGCAACUCUCACUGCGUCGGACACAGCCUCGGUGCCCACGUUUGCGGCUUCAGCGGCAAGGCCUCUUCCACUGGCACUCUUGGUCGAGUGACCGGCAUGGACCCCGCUCUCCCCCUGUUCAGUUACGACGACCCUACGACCAGGUUGGCGUCCACGGACGCUAGUUACGUUGACGUGAUUCACAGCUGUGCAGGCUGGCUGGGCUUCGAAAGGCCGCUCGGCCACGCCGACUUCUAUCCUAACGGAGGAAGCUUCGUUCAGCCUGGCUGCGGAGCAGAUCUCACUGGUGCUUGCAGCCACGGAAGAUCUCAUGAGUUCUUUUUGGAAUCCGUCACUUCCAACCAAUUUGUCGCGAAAGAAUGUGAUACAUGGGACAACUUCCAGGGCGGUGCGUGUGCCGGCGCGUCUGAGGCCAUCAUGGGAAAUCCAUCCAGCACAAAUUCCAGAGGCACCUUCUACUUGGCCACUAGCGAUAGCACACCAUUCGCUCUGGGUUAAGCUACUUAAAAUGUACAAAUUUAUUUUAAAUAAAAUGUGACUGAAUUUUUUAAGAAAAAUA
This is a messenger RNA of Cloeon dipterum, 1127 nucleotides long. RefSeq names its product lipase member I-like. NCBI's taxonomy places the organism in Eukaryota, Metazoa, Arthropoda, Insecta, Ephemeroptera, Baetidae. Gene Ontology annotation, molecular function: lipase activity. The record is from RefSeq and is a predicted model, not a curated record. Gene Ontology annotation, biological process: lipid catabolic process. Bases 86 to 1066 code for a protein of 326 amino acids. The transcript is spliced from 7 exons.